CUCACGCGCCAGUGGCCGCGGGAGUGGUGUACACUCUGAUGCUGGAUUUUUCCGUCGCAGCAUCCGUUCCGUUUUGCUGGUGCUCCGUACCCAGCCGAGUCGAGGCGAGCGUGCUGGGCGUGGGUUAGAAAUUUGCACAAUUAAACGACCCACCCCGGGUGUGUACGGUGUGUGAUGCAAAAGUGUUGUUAAAAAGGGGUUUUUGUUGUUGUUGUAGUGCUGUGGUAUAAAACGUUUCACGCGCAGAAUGAAGAUUUCCACCGAGUUUUGCAUCAAGAUGCUGAAUGCAAAAGUGAUACUCCUUUGUCUGGUCGCUUCCAGCUCGGCCCAGGCAUCGGUAGCGCAUAUCGAGGCGAACCCGGACGCCAAGCGGCUGUACGACGAUCUGCUCAGCAAUUACAACCGCCUGAUCCGGCCAGUGGUGAACAACACCGAAACGCUGACCGUGUGGUUGGGCCUGAAGCUGUCCCAGCUGAUUGAGGUGAGCCUGCGGAACCAGGUGAUGACGACGAACCUGUGGGUGAAGCAGAAGUGGUUCGACUACAAGCUCCGGUGGGACCCGGAAGAGUACGGCGGCGUGGAGAUGCUGUACGUACCAUCGGAGCAGAUCUGGCUGCCGGACAUUGUGCUGUACAACAACUGGGACGGCAACUACGAGGUGACGCUCAUGACGAAAGCGACGCUGAAGUACACCGGGGAGGUGUUCUGGGAGCCGCCCGCCAUCUACAAAUCGUCCUGCGAGAUGAACGUGGAGUACUUUCCGUACGAUGAGCAGACGUGCCUGAUGAAGUUUGGCUCGUGGACGUAUAACGGGGCACAGGUGGAGCUGCGCCAUCUCGAUCAGAUUCCUGGCAGCAAUCUCGUGCAGAUUGGGAUUGAUUUGAGUGAAUUUUACCUAUCGGUUGAAUGGGACAUCCUAGAAGUGCCGGCCAGUCGCAACGAGGAGUAUUAUCCUUGCUGCCCUGAACCGUUCUCCGACAUUACGUUCAAGCUUACGAUGAGAAGAAAAACACUGUUCUACACGGUCAAUCUAAUCAUUCCGUGCGUUGGCAUCACAUUCCUCACCGUGCUGGUGUUCUAUCUGCCGAGCGAUUCGGGCGAAAAGGUCACGCUUUGCAUCUCGAUACUGGUGUCAUUGACUGUGUUCUUUUUGCUGCUGGCCGAAAUCAUCCCGCCGACAUCGCUGGCCGUACCGCUGCUCGGCAAGUAUCUGCUCUUCACGAUGAUCCUUGUAUCGCUCUCCGUCUGGACGACCGUUUGCGUGCUGAACGUUUGGUACAGGAGCACAUCGACCCAUAAAAUGUCACCCUUCGUCCGGCGGCUGUUCCUGGAGAUAAUGCCCAAAAUCCUGAUGAUGCGUCGGGCAAAGUACACGCUGCCGGAUUACGACGAUUCGACACCGAGCAAUGGCUACACGAACGAAAUCGAAAUGAGCGUUAGCGACUUUCCCGGCGAGUUUAAGGAGGGCGGCGACAGUUUCGAUAAUAUAGGAGUUAAUCUUUCUCACGGUUCAGUCGAGGCGGAAAAUGUCAUCCCGAAGCAAUUAUCGCCGGAGGUGCUGUCCGCAAUACAGGCGGUAAGAUUUAUUGCCCAGCACAUUAAGGACGCUGAUAAGGAUAAUGAGAUCGUGGAGGACUGGAAGUUCGUCUCGAUGGUGCUGGAUCGGUUCUUCCUGUGGGUGUUUACCAUUUCCUGCAUCUUCGGCACGUUCGGCAUCAUCUUCCAGAGCCCGUCGCUGUACGAUACGCGGGCCCCCGUCGACCAGCAGCUGAGCGAAAUACCGCUGCGCAAGAACAACUUUAUGCUUCCGCCGGACAUCGUGCGCAUCACGCUGGAUUAAAUACGCCCCAUGCCCCCGGGUAUUGUUGUUUUAUUUUGUUUCUUUCUGUACGUCACUUUCCAGUAUGUUGAGACGGCUACGGGACGCGUUUCAACUACAAUGUGAGUGCGUUUGCUCUGGUGGAGAGAAACCGUUUGAUGAAAAAUGCACUUUAGUACGCGUUUAUAUAGUAACAAAUUUUCCAAUGGUUGGUUGGUUGGUAGGCAUACCAACAAUAACACAGCAACAGAAGAGAAAAGGCACGGAAGUGCACAGUGCAUUGGUUAAGAUAUAAAGUGUAAUUCCAUUUAUAACGAAAAACUACUACGAAUACCGUACAGCGAAUCGACAGCAUUUCUUAAUCGAAACUUAACAUUACGGUAACACAACAAAAAAAACAUGAGAAGAAGCAGAAGAAGCAAUUAGUGAAUAAAGCGUAACGAGCACAUGUUUGUACU
Anopheles merus is the source of this 2277-nucleotide messenger RNA. It is a transcript of the gene nAChRbeta2, whose product is annotated as acetylcholine receptor subunit beta-like 2. The coding region runs from base 248 to 1840 and encodes 530 amino acids. Gene Ontology annotation, biological process: regulation of membrane potential; nervous system process; chemical synaptic transmission. The transcript has 9 exons. Gene Ontology annotation, molecular function: acetylcholine-gated monoatomic cation-selective channel activity; transmembrane signaling receptor activity. Gene Ontology annotation, cellular component: synapse; postsynaptic membrane; neuron projection. The record is from RefSeq and is a predicted model, not a curated record. Lineage: Eukaryota; Metazoa; Arthropoda; Insecta; Diptera; Culicidae.